GGGUCACUCGACGUCCCUCCAGCACAUCCAACGCACAGUCGCUCUUUUAUGACCACCCAUCUUUAUCAAUCACUUGUUCAGCACCAUCGUUCACCAUGGAGACACCUGCCAAUAUGGUUAUCCUUGAACCAGUCCAGCGCAUGAUACUCGAGCACAUUGGUUACAACCAGCUUCGAGCCCAUAAGAGCAUCGUCAAUCACUCGGCCGCGCUCGGCCACAGCUAGGUACUGCGGAAUGAGCAGGCGUUUCAGAAUGUGGAAUCCGACCUGUUCGCAGUGGCGCCUUCGCCCGAGGAGAGCUUAUGGAGCCAGCACAUGAUGUGCAAUUCUCGUGAAACGCAACGUCGCCUCCAAGUACGGGACGCCAAGUUCAACAGCGAGCGAUUGAGGCGUGAGAGUUUGCGGUUUCUCCUCGCUGUGGCAGGGUCACAGUUCAAGAAGGCGGAGAAUGUUGGAUGCGAGGAGUCGGGCUUGUUUGCGCCGAUGCCAGAUUUCGAACUUGAUAGCUGGCCACAUCGCAUGAUGAUGCGCUUUCUCGAGGUGCUUCAGCUGAAGCCGUCUGUCCAGACACCCAAGACGCCUCGUUACGUGAGCACGCUCCGCCGUACUCUCCCGUCCAGACGACCGCAUCCUCCGGUCUGUAAAAUGCCAAGACCGGCGCAGGGUGGGUUCAUCGAAAACCUGGAGGAGAACGGGAGGUAUCACGACAUGCUUGACAAUGACCGGGUGAAAGGCGUGGCCCGCAGGAAGAAGAGCAUCGACGCUUUGGCUACGGAGGCAAUGAUGGAAUCGCACGGCAGAGAUGAGGAGGCGAGCACAGGCAGAGAUGAGGAAGACUCGAGAGACGGUGCUGCCACUAGGGAGUGCAGCAGAUGGGACGUUUUCAAAAGUGCCAUUAAAGGUAUACUCUGUACGGCGCCCAUUCCUCCCCAGCCAAAGCAGCGGCUCAGCAAGCCUCAGCUGGAGGAUGCUGGAGAGCGAGAGCAGCUACUGAAGAGCGAAAGCAGCUACUGGAGAAGAGAGAAGAAUAGCUGAACAUGGAGAUGGGCGACAUUAUUAUUGGCAGCUGUUGGAGUGAAGCCUGAGGAAUGAGUUGUGUACGCUAGCCUGAUGCAGUAUGACGUGCCUGCACUGUGCAGGCACAGGGCUGUGGCGCGGGCUGCGCGGCUCACGGAAGUUGGGUGCCGGGUGGCCAUGAUUUCGGAUGCUGA
Didymella exigua CBS 183.55 is the source of this 1210-nucleotide messenger RNA. RefSeq lists its product as uncharacterized. The transcript has a single exon. NCBI's taxonomy places the organism in Eukaryota, Fungi, Ascomycota, Dothideomycetes, Pleosporales, Didymellaceae. The record is from RefSeq and is a predicted model, not a curated record. The annotation marks the transcript as partial.